Eublepharis macularius is the source of this 6377-nucleotide messenger RNA. RefSeq names its product zinc finger FYVE-type containing 16 (gene ZFYVE16). Gene Ontology annotation, molecular function: metal ion binding. Gene Ontology annotation, biological process: endosomal transport; protein targeting to lysosome. Bases 161 to 4675 code for a protein of 1504 amino acids. Gene Ontology annotation, cellular component: early endosome membrane. The record is from RefSeq and is a predicted model, not a curated record. The transcript has 18 exons. NCBI's taxonomy places the organism in Eukaryota, Metazoa, Chordata, Lepidosauria, Squamata, Eublepharidae.
CGCAUGCGUAGGAGGCGGAGGUGCAGGAGAAUCUCCUCUGAGAAGUGGGGGGGAAAGUCCUGUGGCGGACUCCGCGUUCCAAGGUGGGGUUGGCUGUGCGAUUGGGAGCGGCGCCCAUGAGGCACAAGAGGAGAAGUUUCUCACCAGACCAAGCCUUAAAAUGGACAGUUACUUUAAAGCAGCAGUUUCUGACUUAGACAAACUACUUGAUGAAUUUGAGCAGAAUACAGAUGAACCUGAAGACAACAGAGUUGUAAAUCCAUGUGAUUCUAAGCAGUGUUUACUUCCUUCAGAGUUAAAUUCUCAGCAGCAGAGGUUCUUGGAACCAAAUGUGGAAGAAUAUAGUUGUACUGCUACUACAUCAGAUGAACUCUCAUUAGCUGUUCAGACUACAAAUCUUGCAAGUUUUGAACAACUGAAUUUUGAACAAAAUGAAAAAAAUGUUACUGGGCUAGAUCUUCUGUCUAUGGUGGAUGGUGGUUCUUCAGAAAAAAGCCAGUCUUCUUGCCUGGGGCUAUGCAGUAUACCAGUCUGUGACCUUAUCAGUGAUACAGGUAGCUUGAGCCAUGUAAAAAGUAAUUCAGAAUGCAUUCAAAGGUUGCAGCCAGGUGACUUUCAAAAUAGUAGGAAUUCUCUUAUAGGUUUUGAUUUAGCAUUAGUGCCAGCCACUGCUUGUAAUUUGUCAGUUGAUUCUAGUGCUUAUUCCUAUACACAGCAGCAGACUGAUUCAGAUCCAGUGGUGUGCAGUAAAGACUAUAAUGCAACAAAAAACCUGAAUCAACUGGUACAAAAGACAGACAGUAAGGCUGAGGAAAAUGUUGUGGACUCUGUUACUCUAGAAAGGACAGAAACUUCAAAUGACAAUGAAGUGUUUGAUCAGUUAGAACCAAUUACAACACUUGAUAGGACAUCAGCUUUAAUGACACAACCUGUUUCAAAUGCACACAGUUCCAAAGAUGACACACUGUGUGAAAAGUUGCCUUGUGAACUGUUGGUGGACAAAAAUACAUACUGUGCAAAAAGUCAAAUGAUACUUAGGGCAAGUGGCAAACAAGCCAUUUUGGAUGAUGAUAAAAUUGAAUCAGUAGCCUCUAACCUGCCAAAGAUCUGUGAUUUGAAUAAAAACAGCUUAGUGUUAUCUGAUGCCUCACUUCCAACUGAGCAUAUAUUAGUUUUAGAUAAAACACCUAGUACUGAGGAAAAACUGUGUAGUCCAGGACAAGAUACUCAUCAAGUUUUAAAUAUUGUUUCAACACCAGAAGUCUCUGAAGAUUUACAGACUUCACUUUCUUGUCUUCCACUUGCUGUAUCUAUAUGUGGGUCACUUGUUACAAGUGAAGACAGCAAUGGACAGAUGGCUCAGGAUGACACAGCAGAUGUCAUUAGUGACAUAACUAUGCACAUAGAAAAACAUAAGACUGGUCUUCCCAAAUGGGAAUUGUAUGAAAGAAGAGAUGCUUCUAAACAGGAAGAAAAUCUAAACACAGCCAACCAGUUGGGUCCAGAAAAACCUUUUAUAGAGAAGGAAAAGCUGGAAAACACUGGCAGUAAAUUUGAUCUUCCCCAUCAAGAAGAUUUUGCUGCUACUUUUAGUUGCUCUUUAGAUGCAAUUAUGGAAACAAGCAGCAGUGUCCUCCCUGCUGACGCUGAUGAAAGAGCUUCAGUUGAUUUAGGCAUAGAGGAAGACAUUACUGGAAGUGACAUGCUAGUUAGUGAUGCUGAACUUGAUGCCUUCUUGUCUGAGCAUUGUCUUCAGUCUAGUAAUUUAAAGCUGCUGAAAGAUGAUACUGCUGAUGAAGUACUGGAUGUGGUUCAAAACAACUUAAUAGAAGCUAACAAACCUUACAGUAAGAGUGAUUGUUUACAAACAGAAACAGAAUUUAAGAAGGUGGAAGCUGCUGCUUCUGCUAAUUGUACAGUAUCUAAUCCUGAAUCUAAAAUGGGAAUUCUAGCUGAAAAAAGCGCAUUGCAGGUUCACAAACAGAUGUCAGAUCAUGUAAAUGAAACUGGGAUGGGAGUUUCAGAUCUUUUAAACAACCAACAGACUGUGCACAGUGGAGGUGCAAGGCCAAAACAGUUGUUAAACCUUCCACCAAAAGCCAAAAGCUGUUCUGAGCUUAGUAGUCCGAAUGUGCUUGGGAGUGAACCCCAGGUAAUAAAUGCCGCAGUUCCAAAUACCUCUCUCUCAGAUGCAGGAAUUUGUACUGAUUCAAGUUUCAGUUGUGUUAACACACAGAACUGCUUGGAAGGCCAAGGGGAGAAUGUUUCCUUAGACUCUGCUCAAGGCCAAGGGGAGAAUGUUUCCUUAGACUCUGCUCAGGUAGUGGAACAACCUAUAGUUCUGGGACAGAAGCAGCCCUCCUGGGUUCCUGAUUCAGAAGCACCAAACUGCAUGAAUUGCCAAGUCAAGUUCACGUUUACACGGAGACGGCAUCAUUGUCGUGCAUGUGGGAAGGUUUUUUGUGGUCCUUGCUGCAAUCGAAAAUGCAAGCUCCAGUAUAUGGAUAAAGAAGCAAGAGUCUGUAUAAGCUGCUAUGAGUCUAUUAACAAAGCACAGGCAUUUGAAAGGAUGAUGAGUCCAACUGCACCUAACUCUAACUCUGGUAUAUCUGAAAAUUGUUCGACUGUUCAGCCUCCGCAAGAAUCUCAGGCAUCUGGUGUGUGCCCUAAGGAACAGAGAAGAGUUUGGUUUGCAGAUGGCAUUUUGCCCAAUGGGGAAGUUGCUGACACAACGAAACUGUCAUCUGGAGUCAGGAGAUGCCCACAGGAUCUCCAUCCAGUCGAAAGCCCAGCCAAUUAUGUUGCCUGUACAAGUGAACUAAGACCAAAGGAUGAAAUGCAUGUUAUCACAAGAACUGAAUCUGCGUGUCAUCCCUCUUCUGAAGACAUCGCAUAUUCCACUGAAGGACAAGCUGAGCAGUUGUGUAAUUCUGACUCUUUGAUUCCUCCUGCUGCAGAAUUCCCUUCAAAGGGAAUUGUUGUUGAACCUUCAAAGUCUUCAGUUCCUCUUGCAGCUAAUGAACCUAAUGAUGUACCAGUUAAUCCUUUAGAUUAUAGGAUGCUUUGUGGUAUUGAAAAUUGUGUUAGUAAAGAGAUCAGCCUUAUUCCUGAGGAUAAUGGAUUGCCACCUCUUCUACUCGCAAGUGGGGGGAAAGGACAACAAUCCUUAGUGGAAGAACAUACUUCUUAUAAGCAAAUUGCCUUACUACUUGAAGAAUCUAAUCUACUGACAUUUAUCUUAAAUGCAAAUCUUCUUGUGAAUGUCAAAAUAGUAUCUUAUGGUUCCGAAAGAUGCUGGUACUUCUCAACCAAUGGGCUGCAUGGCUUGGGGCAAGCAGAGAUUAUUAUAUUAUUACUCUGCUUGCCAGAGGAAAAGGAUCUUCCUAAAGAGAUCUUCAGAUUACUUAUCAGCAUAUAUAAGGAUGCUAUGAAAGGUAAAUUCAUAGGAAACAUGGAAAAUAUUACCUUUACUGAAGGCUUUCUUGAAAGCAAGGAGCAUGGUGGAUUUCUGUUUGUUACACCAACUUUUCAGAAGCUGGAUGAUCUUGCCUUGCCAAAAAAUCCUUUCUUAUGUGGCAUUCUUAUUCACAAGCAGGAAGUACCAUGGGCAAAAGUUUUUCCAAUUCGCUUGAUGCUGAGAUUGGGAGCAGAAUACAGUGCAUAUCCUACUCCUUUAACAAGUAUCCGACACAGAAAGCCUCUGUUUGGAGAAAUAGGACACACAGUCAUGAACUUGCUUGUUGAUCUUAGGAAUUAUCAAUAUACCUUACAUACAAUAGAUAACUUAUUUAUUCAUAUGGAAAUGGGUAGAAGCUGCAUUAAAAUACCUUUGAACAGAUACAAUGAGGUGAUGAAAGUUAUGAAUACUUCUAAUGAACAUGUCAUUAGCAUUGGAGCAAGUUUUAGUUCUGAUGCAGAUUCUCACUUAGUUUGCAUGCAGAACAGUGAUGGAGUCUAUCAAACUCAAGCAAACAGUGCAACUGGACAACCUAGAAAAGUUACAGGGGCAAGCUUUGUUGUGUUCAAUGGAGCCCUAAAAACAUCUUCUGGAUUCCUUGCUAAAUCCAGUAUUGUUGAAGAUGGACUAAUGGUACAAAUCACUCCAGAGACAAUGGAGGGGUUACGUCAAGCUUUAAGGGAAAAAAGGGACUUUAAAAUUACAUGUGGCAAAGUAGAUUCAGGUGAUCUGAGAGAAUAUGUGGACAUUUGUUGGGUGCAAAAAGAAGAAAAAACAAACAUGAGAAUUACAAGUCCAAUAGAUGGAAAGUCAAUGGAAGGAGCUCAAAGUGAAAAAAUAGUUCAAGAAGGAGAUUUUGAAAUGGAUGGAAAACUAGUAAAGUGUACCGAAGUAUUCUAUCUUGUAAAGACCGGUGAACUGAACAGCCAUCCUCACCAGUUUGCUAAAGAAAUUGCAUUGGCUUGCUGUGCUGCUCUUUGCCAUCAUCUCAAAACACUGAAAAGUAAUGGAAUGAACAAGAUAGGUCUUCGAGUCUCCAUGGAUACUGACAUGGUGGAAUACCAGGCAGGCUCUGGAGGCCAGCUUCUUCCUCAGCAUUAUCUAAACGAUCUGGACAGUGCUUUGAUUCCUGUGAUUCAUGGCGGAACAUCAAAUACAACAAAUCUGCCACUGGAAAUUGAAUUACUAUUUUUUAUUACGGAAUCUCUCUUAAUAUAAUUGACAUGUAUACUAUGCUAUAGUGGACUGAAUUGCUAGCACUGACCAAUACCAAAGCAAUUGCAUUACACUAUUACAUAUUCAGGUUUAUCUUUUUAAAAGCCAAUGAUUUAGUAAUACAUCUUUAAAAGUAUUUUGCUUUCUACAAAAUAAGUAUGUUCUUCCUUAACCUCAACUUGAAAGUUGAAUUUAAAAACAUGGUUUUGUAGUGUUCUGAAACUUUACACUUAAUACAGACACUGAAGAGUAAAACUAGUAUGUGUUCCAAUAUUGAAGGUAUUCCUAUACUAUCUGAAAUAAGUGGUUUUGUGAUUGAUGCAGAUGUCCUGUUGAUUAAUCUAAUUGAGCUAUUUUUAACUAUUGUAUAUUCCCCCUCCCCUUGGAAUGAACAUAUUUAAGUGGAACAGAAUAAUUUCUAGUUCUUGCAGUUGAGAUUUAAAUAUAGAAUCUGUUAAUUACUAAAUAACAGGCAUAUUUAAAAUGUCUGAUCAUUUGCACAACUCUCUUGCCUAUAUGAGAAAAACAGAGCAUGUUUCUGCCAGGUGUGAUAAUUUUGUAAAACUUCAUAUUUGAAAUUGUCCUGAUUUUUAAAAUGUCAGGACAUUUGAAGUGUAUAAUGGUGCUUCAGAGUCUUAAAUAGAGUCCAUGUAAUCACUCCUUGAGUAGCUAACUUUGUUAUAUAUUUAUAGUAGAUUUGUUGAACAUAAGGACACUCUUUGUAUUAAAUACCUAGUCUUUUUUUUCUUCUGUGCUCUGUUGUACAAUUGUUUCUUGGAUUUUCCAAGAAUAAGGAACAAGCUAGAUGACCCUUAAAGUAGUCAUCCUGUAGCAGCGAAUCAGGUAUCAAGCCUGUCUGUCUUCUCUAAUUUCGAGAGCUUGGUAGCCCUGUUAAUUUAUAGGGAGAGCAAUGUAUUAAGUGUGAAUUUUCAUGAACAGUUUGCUAUAACAUACUUGAGGUUCUUUAUACUCUACUUAUUUUUAUACUGGGAUAUUUGCAGUAAAUAAGCAUUUAUGUAUGAGGAAAAUAACUGAAAUUAGUAUCUGAGUAAUCUAAGGUUUGAUAAAUUGCAUAAUUUGUUACAGAUAGAAGCAAAUUAUGUGUGUGUGAUUUCUUUCAUUAAAAUAUUAUAAUAUUGGAACUUGACUGUAAUACAUUCUAAUAUCUAGAUUCCUUUCUGGUAAUCACAGGGCAUAUUUAUCUAAAAUACAUUACUAAAUUAAAACUAAACUCGUAUCUAGAAGACUUAACUGGACUUUGGUGUAGGUAUUUGAGACUAAAGAGCCAAUUUUGUUCAAAAAUUAUCACUGAGUCAAGACAUUCUCUUAUGUUAAGAACUAUAUUUCUGUGGACCAGCUGAAGAUUAUCAUAACAUUCUGCAAAAAUGCAAUAUACAGGUGCUGGAUACUGGUGAGUAGAGCAGGGAAGCUGCAGCAAAAAAUGUUGAGAGUUAACCCAUUAUAAGCAACUAUGACUUGUAAAAUAUAAUAUUGUGGAGAAGCAGUUUUAACACAUUUAACAUAAUAGGUUUAUGUGCUCUUGAAAACUGAUAUAUAGCAGCACUACACUGUUUUAGUAAAUUGAUAUAAAGAUAAUAAAUGUUUAAAUAUUAAAAUCUUUAUAAAUGAAGCAGACAAAUGCUUAACAAUGAGACAGCCUUUAAAAGGUUUUGGCAGAUCACGUGAAUUAAAAAAAUAUCUUUCA